Molecule: messenger RNA, 1417 nt
Organism: Odontomachus brunneus
Lineage: Eukaryota; Metazoa; Arthropoda; Insecta; Hymenoptera; Formicidae
Product: odorant receptor 13a-like
Exons: 3
Coding region: 116-1117 (333 amino acids)
Biological process (GO): sensory perception of smell; detection of chemical stimulus involved in sensory perception of smell
Cellular component (GO): plasma membrane
Molecular function (GO): odorant binding; olfactory receptor activity
Source: RefSeq, a predicted model, not a curated record
UAUAUAAAAAAAUAAGGAAAGUACAAGAUACGAUCCUCCUAAUAAACAAUCGUCUUUCUUGUCUGUGUAGCUCUGGGUGCUGACCAGCGUCUGCUACGAAAUAUACCACAAUUGCAUGGACCCGUAUGCAAGGAUCGACGCUAUUCUGAUCUUUGCGUGUGGUCUGCUGGCGUUAUUGAAGAUAACGUGUUUUCGUAUAUACUCCGACAACCUGAGUAGCAAUUUCAAAUCCGCCAUAAACGAUUAUUUCGCGGUCGAUAACGAGGAGAAACGCUUUGUCAUGCGGCGGCAUGCUUUCAUGGGGAGAAUGAUUUGUUAUUGUGUCGUGUGUGUCGCUUAUGUUGGUUCGAUUUUCUACGUCUCGUUGCCUUUAGUGAUAGGCCACAAAAGUAUCCAAAUAAAUGGAUCCGUUGUUGUUCCUAAUACGAUAUAUCCGGUUCCCUCGACGUGUAGCUUGGGCAGCUUAUCUAUCCCGACGAGUUUGCACAUUCUACUUUUUUUGUGGCAAAGUGUUGUAUUAUUCAGCAUAUCUACUGGCAAUCUCGGCGGUGACUCUCUCUUCCUUGCGAUCACGCUACACGUGUGCGGACAAAUGGAAAUUCUGAAAGUCGAGUUUGCCAACUUUGGUGUAAAAAGUUUGAAUCCGAAAGAGGAUUUUUCGAAGAUGGUUACGAGACAUCAACAUCUGUUGAUUCAAGCGUUGCUUCUUUGUGAUACAAUUAGCUCCGUUUUAGUGUUGCAACUGCUCAUCAGUAGUCUCCUUAUUUGUAUAAUCGGUUUUCAGCUUAUCGUGGCAGUGAAAGUAGGCGACACAAUCAUGAUAGCCAAAACAGCAUGGGUUCAGCUUACUUUAUUGUCACAGAUAUUUGCCUACAGUUACGUGGGAGAUUAUAUGAAGUCUCAAAUCGAAGAAAUUGCAAACGCAAUUUUCAGUAGCAAUUGGUACUGUUUUUCGUUUAAAAUGAUGAGAAACGUUGUAUUCGUUAUCGCACGAUCACAGGACCCUGUACAGCUAAUGGCCGCCAAAUUUAUCGUCAUAAACAUGGAAACUUUCAUGAGCAUAAUAAAAACUUCUCUAUCGUAUCUAUCCGUUCUACGUGUAAUGGUGGAAGUGUAGAGCGAGGAUAUCUAAUGAAUGGCUUGAAAAGAUAAUCGCACACCUAAGUAAUAUCACGGUUUCGAAAAUCCGAGAAAAAUAUAUUCAUAUCGGUAUAAUUAAAUUGAUUGACAUUUAAGCAGUUAAGCAUUUAAGCAGUUCGGUAAUAUUCCAAUUGUGUCACUUAAAUAUAUACAAAUUAUUUAUAUAGUAUAUAUCAUUUAUAUAAAUUAUUAUAUAAUUAUGUAUAUAAAUAAUGCAUUCUUAAGCAUAUAUAUGUGUGCAAAUUCUACGUGAAUUAACGUUUAUCAAUCGAAACCA